This is a messenger RNA of Exophiala bonariae, 1911 nucleotides long. RefSeq lists its product as uncharacterized. The transcript has 3 exons. The record is from RefSeq and is a predicted model, not a curated record. Gene Ontology annotation, molecular function: oxidoreductase activity, acting on the aldehyde or oxo group of donors, NAD or NADP as acceptor. NCBI's taxonomy places the organism in Eukaryota, Fungi, Ascomycota, Eurotiomycetes, Chaetothyriales, Herpotrichiellaceae. The coding region runs from base 1 to 1911 and encodes 636 amino acids.
AUGUCCUCUCAGAAUGAGCUGUAUGACAAGUCCUGGACAGCAGCAUUAUCCACGUGGAGUUCAUUUCUGUACACGUGCUUCUUUGCCCUUGUGGCUGCCCUCGUUGCCCGGCAUGCCCUGGUCAAAAUUGAGCCUGCGGUACCCUUCUCGAUCGCAAUCCCACCACAACUAGCAUCUGACUAUCAAUGGGAAGUCAAGGGUAAAAAAGCCAAAGCGAGCGAUCCAGAGGUCAUCGGUUCGCGUAUCUACCCUCGAUGUCCAGCCGAUGGCCGAAGCCUUGGGCCUCCCAUCGACCCCGCGGACUCUUCCGAUAUCGAUGCGGCCAUAAUUGCUGCAGCUUCAGCACAAUUAAGAUGGGCCCAAACCACCUUCGCUGAACGACGACAAGUACUCCAGACCCUCCUGCGGUACAUCCUCGAUCAUCAGGAGGAAAUAGUCACUGCAUGUUGUCUUGACAGCGGUAAAACCAGGGUUGAUGCUUGCUUUGGCGAGAUUCUGGUCACUGUCGAGAAGUUACAAUGGACCAUCAAACAUGGCGAGAAGGCUCUACUGCCCUCCAAAAGACCCACAAAUCUGCUCAUGUGCUACAAGUCAAACACCGUCAUUUAUGAACCUCUCGGGGUGGUCGCGGCCUGUGUGAGCUGGAACUAUCCAUUUCACAACUUCAUAUCUCCAGUGAUAUCUGCUCUAUUCUCUGGUAAUGCCAUUGUGGUCAAACCUAGUGAACAGACAUGUUGGAGUACUUCGUACUUUCUCAAGCUCAUUCGAGGAGCCCUACAUGCAUGCAACCACAGCCCUAUGCUCGUGCAGAAUAUCAUUUGUCUUCCAGACGGUGCCGACUAUCUCACAAGACAUCCUGGCAUCUCUCAUAUCACAUUCAUUGGGAGCAAAGAUGUUGCACACAAGGUAUGUGCAUCUGCUGCAAAGGUCUUGACCCCAGUGACCGUAGAGCUUGGAGGUAAAGAUCCAGUUAUUGUCCAUGAUGAUGCGAAGACGAUAUCGAGGUUGCCAAAUGUCGCGUCGAUACUCCUGCGAGGAGUGUUCCAAUCUGCUGGCCAAAACUGCAUAGGCAUUGAGAGAGUCAUUGCACUACCCAAAAUCCAUGACAAAAUCCUCAGUCAUGUCCUCCCUAAAAUCCAAGGACUCAAACUUGGCUCGAUUCUCCUUUCCCCUCCUGAUUCUCCUGUCGACAUGGGGUCGAUGAUCUCAUCAAGCUCUUUCAUAAAGCUCGAAAAUCUGAUAGCUACCGCCGUCGCCCAAGGUGCUGUCCUUCAUUGUGGUGGGAAGCGCUAUAACCACCCCGACUUCCCCAACGGCACUUAUUUCCAACCCACACUGCUUAGUAACGUACGCUCAGAGAUGCAAAUCGCUCAAACCGAACUCUUCGCGCCGGUCUUCCUCCUCAUGAAAGCCGAUACAAUCGACGAAGCCGUGGAACUGGCCAACUCGACCAUCUACGCCCUUGGCGCCAGUGUCUUUGGGCACAACAGCCACGAUGUGCAAAAGUGCGUCCGAGGAAUCAAAGCUGGCAUGGUGGCCGUCAACGAUUUCGGAGCCUUUUACAUGUGCUCGAUGCCCUUUGGCGGCGUUAAGGCUUCGGGUUAUGGCCGCUUCGGCGGCGAGGAAGGCCUCAAGGCCCUCUCCAAUGUCAAGAGCGUCUGUGAAGAUGCGCCUUGGGCAAAGCUCUUAGGUAUUGGCACCCAGAUCCCACCAAAGUUGCAAUAUCCCGUUAGUCGAGACGGCUGGGAUGUCUGCAAGGGCGUGGUGGGCACGGGGUAUGCCAUCGGUUGGGCAGAAUGGGUGGGGAGUGUAACGGGAUUGCUUACUGCGCUUGUGAGAAGUGAUCGUUCGAUUGUGAGGAAAGCGACAGAUAAGAAUGCUGAGAGUCUCGAUCCGGAUACGAAGACGUGA